CUCUUCUUCUUUAAUAAUGUAUUUUUCUAAUAAAUACUUUAGCCUUUUUUAAAAAAAAAUAGAAGGUUAUAUAGUUUUGUUGAAAUUAUGAGGGGUCUCAUUAUUUGACCCAAAUUAAUCCAAUAACCCGUAUACGAUUACAAGCCAUAUCGGGUUUGCAAGCCUGAGGGCUACAUUUACAAACUGCUAUUUGAGACGAAAAGAGAGUCCUUUUGAUCAAAACUCCAAUCUUGAAUGUACAAAAUUCGUAAGCCACUCUCAAGGGUUUUGGGUUUUUAAGCUUUCCAUUCCUCCUAAUUUAUUCCUCUUCUUGGUCGCCUUGCCUGCGCCUAGUUAUCGCCAUUUCUGCUUCUUUCCAGGCUCCACUCAAGGCUUCAAUUUAUUUCGAAGGAAAUCCAAAUUCAUUACAGAGAUGGUGAAUUUAACAGAAGUAAUAUAGUUGAUGUCAGUAUUCAUGUCAGUAGAAGAAAUGAUUAGAAGAGUUAAUUAUAACAAGAGAAAUGGAAAUAAGUUUUCUAUCUCAAGAAUCUUUAAGGCUGCGAAGUCAACAGUAGAAUCUUCAUGGCAAAAUCCAAUGAGUUUCUGAAGAUCUUUCAAUUUGAGGGAGUUCAAUCGAGGGAAGCAAAUUAAUCCUCUGUUUUAGAAUGCUUCUUUGAUCUGCUUCUCCAUUGAUAUUAUCUCCUGCAUGCAUUUGCAUUCACUUACUUCCAAGCAUUUGAGCUGCUGCAAAUAUUUAAUCAUGGAGUCGGAUACCACAUGCUUUAUGUGAGCGCAACCCUCAAUGAUCAAGCUUGUCAAAUUUUGAGUUGAACAAAAUGCUUGGGGAAGCCAUAUUCUUUCAAUGCCAAUUGAGGAUAGUUUCAACUUCUCUAGCUUAGGAAACAAUAUCUGCACAGCAUACUUAUUUACUUACCAAAUCUAAUCUUAUUGAGUGAAAAUUCAAAAAGAGCUCCUUAAUAUGAUAUUUUCAUUAGCUCCAAUAAUACACAAAAUAUUAUAAUAUUUAUAAUAGUUCAUAUAAUUGAGUUUAAACAAAACAUUAUGAAAUUAUAAUAAUUUGUCUAAAUUGACAAUGUCUUGUGUAAUUGAAUAAUAUUUUGCAUAAUUAUAAUAACGCAAAAUAUUACAUAAAUUGUAAUAAUUUGUGUAAUUGAGUAUUGUUUUGCAUGAUUGAGUAAUUUCUGUAAUUAUAGUAGUGUGUUGUGUAAUUAGAGUUGAAGAAAGGCUUAUUUUAAGAAGCUCACCUAGAAUUUCUUCUUAUUAAAUUCGAAUUUUUCAAAUGCUAUAAAAGGAAACCAAAUAUUGUUUUUAGUUUUUAUGAUUGUAAGUUUCCAUAUAACAUAUACAAGAAAUUAUCUAUAUAUAUGUGAGUAUUAAUUGUCAUUCAAUAUAGACAAAAGCUGAAUUUGUAAGAAGGAAAGCAUUACAUGAUACUCUGUUAUUUUUUCUUUGUGGGGGGUAUAAACUCAUUGUGUUCUAUUCAUCUUUGCUUUUUCUGGUUGACUAUUUUCCUAUACGUUAUAUAAAAGCCUUAACUUAAAUUAACAAAAUUGGAAAUGCAUGCACUUGAAGAAGGAAAAAAUAUUAAAUACCUUUUGGUUGAAAAGGGCAGUUUCUGGUGGAGAUAUGAAAGUCGAACCGCUGUUGCUUUAGCAAAAGUUAAUGAGGUUUAGUAAAAGUUAACGAGGUUGAAGAAAUUCGAUUUUGCUAACAACAUUAUUACCUUUAAUGAUAUAUUGGAUCAUCGCACCAUUUUGGAUAUGCAGAUUCUUCAACUGCUGAAAAUAAUUCCAAACUUCUGAUUCAUCUAACAAAAUCUCCACACCUUUCACUUUAUCUAUAUAUACAUUUUCAGCUUUCUUAAAUAAAACUUUGACUCCAGUAUUAAGAAAGCUAAUGCUUGUCUGUAGGCUAAAGCUUUAGUGUUCUGGCGUAUUCACGAACCCAACCCCAAUUCCAAUCCCAAUGCUAUUCUUCUCCAAUGAAAAUAAUGUAUCUUUGCAACUUUUCAAAGGAGAAGUCUUUGGGUAUAAAUUGGCAUUAGCGAUAUGAUUAAUAGGGAUAUAUUUAAAUGUAGAGAAAGCCAUGGUAGAAAGGAUUUCUUUUUCUUUUUUUUUGUUGAGUAAAAAGGUUCUUUUAUACUUGAGAAUAAACAAAAGACUAUUGCUGUUAGAAGAACGUAGUAAUAAACUAUGUUGUUUUUGUUAUAAUUGUUUCCACCGAUUUGCCUUUGGGAAAUUAAUAUUGUUUAAAUAUUCAUUUGGCUUCGUAAUAUUGAACUUUGAUUCUGUUUACCUACCAAACCAGCUAUGGUCAACAUGGUAUAUUUGCAUUCUUUUUGAGUAUCAUCAUAUAUUUUUAUUUCCCUUACCUUUGUGCUUUGCGAUGUGCAAACGUAGUGAAUUCAUGUUUGUGUUUAUAUGCAUAAGUUGAUUAACUUUUAUCUAUGAUAGCAUACAAGAACAUUCAUGAUUUGCUUCUAUUAAAUUAAUAAACUCUAGACUUUUACUUUUUAUCUAAUCAAACCGUAUUCAUUUUUUCCUUCAUUUUCACAGUUCAAAAAUGGCUUCCCUCCUUAAGGCCUCGUCCAACGUACUUCGGUCCGAGAAGUUACCUUUCUUGUCCAGAAGCAAGACAAGACAAGGUGUUGUUCCAAAGAAAGUAACAUUUCGUUUGGUUCCUAUCGCAUUAUGCUUGUCUACGUCGAUUGGAACUGUUGAACAUGACCUGAGAUCUAAUUCUCCAGACAUUGCCAUCCCAAUCAUGGUAAAUGGUUGUACUGGAAAAAUGGGAAAGUCUGUUAUCCAAGCAGCAGAUUCUGCUGGCCUUUUCGUUGUUCCUGUGUCUUUUGAUGCAGAGAAGAAGUCUGGACAGACUGUUGACGUGUGCGGGAAAAAGAUUCUUGUGCAUGGUCUGUCUGAUAGAGAAAGCAUCCUUGCUUCUGUCUUUCAGGAGUAUCCAAGCCUGAUCGUGGUAGACUACACCGUGCCUGCCACAAUUAAUGAUAAUGCUGAGCUCUAUGGCAAAGUUGGAGUACCUUUUGUUAUGGGCACCACUGGUGGAGACAGGGAUCAACUCUAUAAGACUGUUGAAGAGUCAAAGGUUUAUGCUGUGAUCUCGCCACAAAUGGGGAAACAGGUUGUUGCAUUUCUUGCAGCGAUGGAGAUCAUGGCUGAGCAGUUUCCUGGAGCCUUCUCUGGAUAUUCCCUCCAGGUGAUGGAGUCCCAUCAAGCAGGCAAAUUGGACACUUCUGGUACUGCUAAGGCUAUUAUUUCUUGCUUUCAGAAAUUGGGGGUGUCAUUUGACAUGGAUCAGAUACAAAUGAUCCGGGAUCCCAAGCAGCAGAUUGAAAUGGUGGGAGUACCAGAAGAGCAUCUGUCUGGUCAUGCCUUUCAUUUGUAUCAUCUAACAUCACCUGAUCAAACAGUGUCGUUUGAGUUUCAGCAUAAUGUUUGUGGCAGAUCGAUAUACGCGGAGGGAACUGUUGAUGCUAUACUUUUCCUUGCUAAGAAGGUUAAGUCGAAGGCAGACAAGCGUUUAUAUAAUAUGAUUGACGUAUUGCGAGAAGGUAACAUGAGAUAAAAGAUGUUUCUUAUGCAUUUGUUGGAAUGUAUUAUUUCACAGCUCAAGAUAUCUAGAGGACAUAAACGCAAUUUUGAUUUCAAUGGUAUGAGCGACUGCUGUUCUUUGCACGGUAAAUAUUAUUGUAGCUUUCAGGUUCACUGAUUCAGUCGAAUAGUCAUAUUAUUCAAUUAAAUAAUAAAAAUAGUAAUUAGUUAAUUAAAAUAUGGUUUUAAAAGAUAAAUUUAAGAUAAAUUUUAUUAAAAUAAAAUAAACUUGAUUAUUUUAUUAAUUUUAAAAUUUAUUCUUUUAAUGUGUUCGAAUGACUAGUUUUCAAUAUCAAUCUAAUUAAAUGAUGUGUAAGAUUUAAAUCAAACAAAUAAUCAGAUAAAAUAUAUAUAUAUAAAAUAAGUAAUAUUGGAAAGGUGCGUAGACUGAUUCUUUUGUUGAAAUUAGGAAUAUUUUUAAACUAACUUAUUCAAGAAAAAAUUCCCCCCUUGGAACAACAAUUUUAAGUCGGGGUAAAGAACUGUCUGGCAAAACAGCAUAGAACAAGCAUAUGGUCUGUAUUUUUAUUAGUCAUGAUUAUGUUUACGUAAUUAUGAGUAAAAAAAAAUUGAUAUGUUGAAUAUUUAUGAUUAUCGUAGAAUAUACAUACAGUAUUGCAGCAAUUGGUAAUUUGUCAACACUAUAUAUAGGUUGGGAACUUUAGGACUGAUUUUUGGAAAACCAGGGGAAGUCAUAACUCGCUUUGGACUUUGAAUGAAUAGGAUUAACCACAUUUUGCAGCUAGCAUGGGGUCUUCUCUUUUAGGCUAUUUUUUAAACCCAGCAGUUUUUCUUGUUCAAGUAACCUGUUUUUAGUUCAAUUUUCCAACUUUCCAGAAAGAAGAUGAAAGGCAGCUUAUCUUGAGUAGGAAUUCUUACAUAGUUCUUGGAGCCAUCCAAGUUACUCCAGAUGUUAAUGGAGGUUCCAUGGAAAAUUUGUCUGGACGAGCUUUGUAUAAGAAACCAUUUCGGCUUUGGAAAGGCAACCACACCACCAUUGCUUCUUUCAAUACGAGUUCGUCCUCAAUAUCCUCAACCAAACCUCUUGUAGUGGCGAAGGCGUUGCCUUUUUAAUAAACGACAAUUCCAGCCUACCAGAUAGCAGCGUGGCUGGGGAUGGUAAAUGCGAACACAAAUGGUUCUUCUCAAGCCAGUGUGGCGGUGGAAUUUGACACCAGGAAGAGUGAUGAGCUAGACAUGGAGGGCAACCAUAUUGGGUUAAAUAUAAACAGAAUCCAGUCAACCAAGCAAGUUUCUUUAAGCAACUACGAUGUUAACAUUUCAGCCGGAGGUCAGGAUUUAAGGGUGCAUCUGUGUUAUGACGGCUGAAACCUGUCAGUUUUCAUUGGGGACAGCCAGACACUUGUGCUUUCUUAGCCUGUAGAUCUCUCUACUUAUCUUCCGCAGGAGGUUUUCAUGGGAUUCUUUGGUUCAACAAGCAAUGAAACUGAGCUCAACUGUGUGAAAUCGUGGGCGUUUUCUGAUACUGAUAUAGGAGGAAAUGGCAAUCAACUGUGGGUUUGGAUCAUGGUUCCAGUGGCAAGUGUGGGUAUAUUAGUUGGGGUUGCCAUUUGCUUGUGCUUGAGGAGGCUAUACAAAGAGGAAGAUUUAGUGGAUCAAGGUGCUCAACUUCAAGGGAACAUAGAACAUGAGAUUAAAUGGUAGCAAUUAAAUUCAUUAAGAUAGGUUUUGUUAUUUUUAAAAUUUGAUGCGGUAAAUAUAUUAUAGCAUGUGUAAUACUAUGUCAGCUUGUUAUUUCUACAUAUUAUUAUAAAAAUCAAUCAAUAGAUUUAACUA
Molecule: messenger RNA, 5405 nt
Organism: Gossypium arboreum
Lineage: Eukaryota; Viridiplantae; Streptophyta; Magnoliopsida; Malvales; Malvaceae
Product: 4-hydroxy-tetrahydrodipicolinate reductase 2, chloroplastic-like
Exons: 10
Coding region: 2563-3582 (339 amino acids)
Cellular component (GO): chloroplast stroma
Molecular function (GO): 4-hydroxy-tetrahydrodipicolinate reductase activity; NADPH binding
Source: RefSeq, a predicted model, not a curated record